Osmerus eperlanus (European smelt) is the source of this 7916-nucleotide messenger RNA. RefSeq names its product protein tyrosine phosphatase receptor type Jb, tandem duplicate 1 (gene ptprjb.1). The coding region runs from base 377 to 6172 and encodes 1931 amino acids. Lineage: Eukaryota; Metazoa; Chordata; Actinopteri; Osmeriformes; Osmeridae. Gene Ontology annotation, molecular function: protein binding; protein tyrosine phosphatase activity. Gene Ontology annotation, cellular component: signaling receptor complex. Gene Ontology annotation, biological process: peptidyl-tyrosine dephosphorylation involved in inactivation of protein kinase activity. The transcript has 32 exons. The record is from RefSeq and is a predicted model, not a curated record.
GUACAAAUUUGAAGUGGCGGCCUGGCGACUUCGCUGCCUAUAAUCUGCAAUGAAGUGAUGAUAGGAGUGGCAUAGGUUACGAUCGUUUUGUUUAUACUGUACUGUACGGUCAUGCCCCACCGAACUGUCUAUUGAGAGUGACGCGAUCACACACUGCUCCACCCCUGUCAAAGGGGACAAAAAAACUUUCCUCAUUUAGUACGCGUUUCUUAUCAAGUGUUCUUGGGGACAGUCCGCUUGUCCACGACAACAGCUGAGUUCAUAGCAAAACGACUAGAAAAUAGAAGGGUUUGAUUUUUCAAGUUGAAACAAAGUUUGGGAAUGUGAGAACUCACCGCUUAGCAGCGCGUGUGUGUUUUCCCAACUGUUCGUCAUCAUGAUUCGACUGCCGUGCCAUGAAGCUCUGAGGACGUUUCUGGUCGUCUGUGUCAUUUUUAAGGGUCAGCAGGCACAACCCGACUGUGGCAAAACCUGCACCUUUAAAGAGGGGACCAUAAUUGUGACAACCACCUCCAUCAGCUUCCCAUUAAGCAACUGUACCAUCUACAUGGGGAAUGACACCAAAUCUAUCUUCACUCCCGGAACAACAUACGUCUUGAAUGUCACAUGUACAGAGGAAACCUGCUGUGGAAACUUUACAACAACUCCCAUCAAGAACCUCUCGGCCUCUGACAUCACACCCUCAACUGUGUUUCUGAACUGGACUGAGCCAGCGGGAAACAGUUCCUUCUAUAUAGUAGAGUGGAAUAAUGGAAUUGAAACCACGAAUGCAAUUACUACAAAAAGAAGUUUUAAUGUUACAAACCUGACACCUGGAGUGGGUUACACAUUCACAGUCAUAGCUUUUGUUGUGGCUGAGGAUAACCAAACUGCAGGACAGGACACCAAUGUGACGGUGUAUACAAAACCGGACGUUGUCAUGGCACCCGUAAUAACGUCGAGCAAAUAUUCCCUGCACCUGAACUGGGCCAACCCUUCAGGACAGACAGCAGGGUACAAGGUGUUGUGGAACAAUGUAUCCCUGUUCACACAAGCUGUCUCUGCAAACAUAACAGGACUGAUUCCAGGAACUCAUUACACUGUCAAGAUCAUUGCCCUGGCCCAGGACAACAUUACCCAAGGGGCUCCGUACACCAGGGCACUUUACACAAAUCCCGAUGAUGUCACUAACCUUUUAGUGAGCAACAUCACCACUUCGUCUGUGUGGCUAAAUUGGAAUUCUAGCCUGGAGAGAAGCUUUUUCAGAGUGGAGUGGACCUCUGGCAACAAGACUGGUCAGAAAAACACCAGUGAAACAUCCGUCAGCAUAUCUGGGCUGGUCGCUGGCUUCCAGUACACCUUCAAAGUAACGGCAGUGGCUGGUAACAACAUCACCGAGGGGAACAGUGGCACAACAACCUCAUUCGUCAAGCCUGAGAGACCUGCCAACAUCAGCGUUGUUGGUCGAGGUACCAGCUAUCUGUAUGUGGAGUGGAUCCUGCCAGCUGGAAGAGUAGAUGUAUUCGCUGUCAGCCUCUCCAAUGAGGCUCUAAAGCCAAUGACAACCAAUCAAAACAUUUCUAAUGUGAAGAAGGAGGCCAACUUCACUGACCUUCAGCCUGGCAGGCUGUAUCUGCUCACAGUCACUUCUAUCGCUGGAUCUUUCAGCAGCCAGACAGACGGAGAUCAGAUUGCCACUGUUCCCAGUCCUCCUGGUGCCAUCCUUCUCCUUUCCAAGACUAGCACAUCUCUGACUGUGCAGUGGGCCCUCCCUGUUUCUAUGGAGACAGCUCCAAACAUCACCUAUAAUAUCACCUACCAGUCCUCAAGUAAUAUCCAGAGUGUAUCUUCCAAAAACAACAGUUAUGUCCUCAGUGGACUAGCAUCCGGAACUCUCUACAACAUCACCGUGGUGACCGUGGGACCUCAGGGGUUUACGAGUACCCCUGUUCAGAACUCAUCGUUCACCUUGCCCAACCCUGUGUUGAGUCUUCGAGCCACACUGAAGAAUACCUCCUCAGUUGUUCUGGUGUGGGACCUCCCUCUCUCUGCCCAGUCCUACUACACCUACAGAGUCCAAAUCCUCAACAAACCCAAGGCCAGCUUUACCUCCGUCAGCAACACCACCUUUCUGGUCCAUGAUUUAGAACCCGGUACCGGCUACAACUUUACUGUCACCACGGUAGCAGGACAGGAUAGUGAAGCCACUCCUCAGCUACUGUUCAGCUACACAAAGCCCAUGGCGGUCACUAACCUUACGGUGGUGGAGUCAAACAUCACUACCAUCAGACUGAGCUGGUCCCAGCAGGGUGACCACAAACCAAGCUACUCAUACCUGGUGAACAUCAAUGGGACUUCUGUGAAUCGGAGCCUAAACACCACGGAUGAAAACUACCUACUGACUGAUCUUGUCCCUGGAAGCCCUUAUACCAUUGCUGUGGUUGUCGUUGUAAAGACGGUCAUGUCUGACCCAACAACUACAAACAGCUACACAUAUCCUGGGAUAGUGACAGGCAUCGUUGCUAUAGGAACAACUACCACCCUGAGUGUCACCUGGCUGAGACCAACAGGACAGGUGGAGUUCUACACGGUCCAGCUGGACGACGAGGGUGUCACAAAAAACACCACCCUCACCCAAACCAACACCUCCAACUACUUGUUUGAGAACCUUAUUCCGGGUCAACUUUACACAGUCACAGUGUUCACGCAGAGCGGCCCACACCGUCAAGAAUCAGCUGCAGUUCAAAACGCAACAUUUCCCAACCCACCUGGAUCCGUCAUAACUGUGGAACCAACGACUUCAUCCAUCAAUAUCAGCUGGACCCGGCCGGACCAGAUGGUGGCUGAACGUUACAACUUCUCUGUGCAGAUCAACUCAAGUACAAAGAACAGUACCAGCAACAACUGGUUCCAGUUUCUGAAACUCAAAUCGGGAACUCUCUAUUCCAUCUCCGUGACGACAGUCGGGGCGCUUGGCUACGAGAGUUCAAUGUUGACGAAAGCAAUAUCCACCAAGCCAUACCCUGCGAGUAACCUGACAGCGAACAGUGUCAACAUCACCACCGUGUUCCUGACCUGGGACCAGACAGAGAGACAGCAGGGCUACAUCUACCAGGUAGAAACGGCCAACUCCAACGGCUCGCCCUUCAUCUCCCACAACGUCACCGCCACAACCAUAACCAUCCCUGAGCUUCAGUCAGGGAGCGCCUACACCUCCACUGUCACCACAACAACCCAGGACAGCACCAUGGCAACCCCUGUGAAAGUGUCCUACUUCACACGACCAUUUAACAUUAACAAUUUAACCGCCACCACUCUGAAUACGACGGCUGUGAAUCUGACAUGGGACAAACCGUUGCAGUACCAGAGCAGUUACACCUACAGGAUCACCAUCCUGGGGUGUGUGUCGGCCCCCAAAAACUACACAGUGACUCGUGAAGGGGAUGUAUUUGUUGACCUCUUACCUGGAAACAACUGCACAUUCAGCGUUUCCGUCAUCACAAGGAACGCCACUGAGGGAGAUGCUGUUCUCACCUACCAGUACACAAAACCUGAGGUGGUCCAGCUCAACAUCAGCAACACAGGAAGCAACAGCUCUGUCCGGGUGUCCUGGAGUCCUCCCCCAGGGAGGGUGGAGCAGUACGUGGUGGUCCUGAGCACAGAUCGUGGGCCCCCCUUACGAGAGUCUCUAAACUCCUCCUCGACAUUCAGGAACUUCUACGAGUUAAAUCCAGCCACAGAAUACAAUGCCACGGUGACCACGAUUAGCGGACCUUUCAACGCGACGUCAGGACCCGUUACCACGGCGACGUUUCCAAAUCCACCUGGACCCAUAAGUAUCUUGACCAAGACCACCAGCUCCCUGUCUCUGCGCUGGGAGGAAGCCCCUCUGAUGAGCAACAGCUCCUUCAAGUACAUUGUGACGUACACAUCACCAGGGAACGGAGACAAGAGCGUCACAACCGCUAACCAGACGACCAACCUCACUGGCCUGGAGUCAGGGACUCCAUACACCGUUUCCGUGGUAACACUGGGGCCAUUGAUCCUUAGGAGCAAGGCGGUGCAGAUGAACGUCACUACGCGUCCAGAAAGGAUCUCGGGUCUGAAUGUAACUGAGAUAGACGAGAAGAAGGUCACCCUGCAGUGGAUGAAGCCUACAGGUGACAAACCAGGCUACAAGUACGCCGUGAACUGGACACUCUCCACAGAACCCAAGGAAACAUCAGAUACCACCACAGUCAUCACGGGCCUAGUUCCUGGGACGAAAUACACCUUCAGUGUUACCACACAGACAGCUGACGGAACAGAAGGAGCUCCAGUCAGCAUCACCAGAUGUACAAAAGCAAGUCCCGUGUUCAAUCUGACGUGUGAGGGCCCCAACAGCCCUGAGGCCUGGCUUAACAUGUCCUGGAGCCCUCCUGCAGGAAACAUGAUAGGCCUUACUGUCAACAUUUCCAAGGACAACAGUCAGAUCAACAGUUUCAACCCUGGGGUCCAGUGCAACCAAAUGUGCACGUACAGUGUCUCCAACCUGAGUCACUACACAGAAUACAAAGUGGCUGUCGAGACGCUGGCCUGUGGCCCUCCGAGCGAGAUCCGAUAUUGCACCGAAACUACAGGCAUUACAAGUCCACCAAUCCCAGCCAACGCUUCAAACCUGGUGCACAUCACCAAAACACAACACGACAGUUUCACGGUUCAAGUUAACCCCAGUCUCCUGGACAACAGGAAUGGACCAAUCACAACAUGGGGUGUGCUGGUGACUUCUGAUACCAGCAAUCCAGUGACCAACCUUUCUGUGUACCUGAAUAAGACCUACAAAGACUCAGAUAAAGCAUACCUGGCAACCAUCCAAAAUAUCUCUGGGUCCAGCCGCAGCGGAGGAGACUACCUGACCUUAGACAUAGGUGAUGGAACUUCUUGUCAAGGCUAUAGCAACCCUGCCCUGAAACCACUGCACACGUACAGGUAUGCCAUAGUGUUGUUCACUCUGCUUGAGAUCCAGCCCCGGUCAAAUCUUGUGAACGUGGCAACGUCUUUUUUCACAGUGACCGAGUGGUACCACACUGACAAUCUGCCACAAAGCCCAGUUGUUAUUGGCAUCGCGGUCGGGGCUUCGCUUGGAGUUUUCGCCGUCCUCUUUAUCAUCCUGAUCGGCUUUGUCGUAUACUGGAUGAGACGGAGACAGAAAGACAACUCGGACAUCCAGAUCCACUCCCUGAGGGCUAAAGUCAGUGUGGCGGUGAAGGUAGAGGACUAUGAAGCCUACUACAAGAAGCAGAAAGCUGACUCCAACUGUGGCUUCGCUGAGGAGUUUGAGGAACUUAAGCCUGUCGGCACAGUCCAAGCUAAAAACAGUGCUCUGGCUGUGGAAAACAAGCCAAAGAAUCGUUACAACAAUGUUCUGCCCUACGACUCCUCUAGAGUGAGACUCUCCACCCAGGGGAGUGGGUUCGAUGACUACAUCAAUGCUAACUACAUCCCGGGAUACAACUCCAGGAAGGAGUUUAUUGCGGCCCAGGGUCCGUUGCCUGUCACGGUGGACCAGUUCUGGAGGAUGAUCUGGGAGAAGAACGUCCUGACCCUGGUCAUGCUGACCCGCUGCAACGAACAGGGACGAGUGAAAUGUGAGGAAUACUGGCCGGCCGACACAAAGCACUUUGAAAACAUCACUGUGACAACCACUUCCGAACUCCCCCUUGAAGACUGGACUAUUAGGGAGUUUGACGUAAAAAAUGUGAAGACAGCAGAGACUCGCUCAGUGCGCCACUUCCACUUCACCGCCUGGCCGGACCACGGCGUGCCUGAGACCACAGAGCUGCUUAUCAACUUCAGGCACCUGGUCAGGGAGCACAUGGAUCAAUUCUCCCGCCACUCCCCCACCAUCGUCCACUGCAGUGCUGGUGUGGGCCGUACAGGCACCUUUAUAGCCAUAGACCGUCUCCUCUUCCAGAUUGAGAGGGACAGCAUGGUUGACGUGUAUGGAACCAUCCAUGACCUACGCAUGCACCGACCUCUAAUGGUGCAGACAGAGGACCAGUAUGUGUUCCUAAACCAGUGUGCUGUGGACAUCAUCCGAUCCAGAACUGGAACAAAUGUGGACUUAAUCUACCAGAACACUGCUGCCCUCACCAUCUACGAAAACGUUGAACCCAAGAAAAAUCCUGAUAAAAAUGGCUACCACAAUGCCUAAGCAGUGGCAGCCGUCCUCUGUUCAGUUCCUCUCUUCAUCCAACUCUCCGUAGCUCUCAAAUACUCUAGUUUCAGAAAAACCAAUAGGAGUUAGAAAAGAGAACGUUUUAACAAAAAAAGUGUGUUUAUUUUUCUAUGCCAUCCUAUACACUCGAGUCCAUUCUUUGAUUUAUAUUCUGUAUUUUCUAAUUUAUUAAAUGUAUGAUGUAGGAUAAUCUAUGCAGAUAACAUGCAGACAACACAAAAUUCUAUUUUAUGACCCAAAAAAGUAUGUAUAUAAAAUGUUAUCUUAUAAUUAUGUUCAUGUUUUCUUAUAUCUGCACAUUUUUGAUAUGUCCAAGAUUUUUUAUAUUUUCUUGCUUGCUAGUACGGUUAUUUCAUUCAUCAAUUUAUUUAAAAAAAGAUUUGCUCAGGUAAUGAUGUGAGAUAUGUGAAUGCUGUAUAGUUACAGGAAGUUAAGGGAUCGUAUGUUGGUGGGUUGACUGAAUAUCUCUUUACAACCUGGUAUUGGACCUCGCCACCAACUAUGCUGCGAGGUUUGGACUCUUUAAGGCCUCUAGAUGGUGCAAUUACAUUAUCUUGAACAUGAUAUGAGGCCAUUGCAUAGGAGUUUCAGUUUUGAUGAACGAAAGAGCAGUCUGUAAGGGAAUAUUUUCGUAUUCUGUAUUUAUGCAAUGCUCUGCUCAUGCACUGGAUGCAUCUGCAAUAAAAACAACUCUGUAGUUUUUACAUGGAAAGUCUGUAAGACGUGUGUUCUUGUUGCUGUAAAUGUGAGCUGCAGAGAGACUUCUCCAGGGAGUGUAGGGUAUGCCAGUCUGGUUGUGAGACUUCUCCAGGGAGUGUAGGGUAUGACAGUCUGGUUACAUUUACAUUUAGUCAUUUAGCAGACGCUCUUAUCCAGAGCGACUUACAGUAAGUACAGGGACAUUCCCCCGAGGCAAGUAGGGUGAAGUGCCUUGCCCAAGGACACAACGUCAGUUGGCAUGACCAGGAAUCGAACUGGCAACCUUCGGAUUACUAGUCCGACUCCCUCACCGCUCAGCCACCUGACUCCCUGGUUGCCCUUCUUAACAUCGUCACUGAGAGGCCACAGGUUAAACACAUUCUGAUGUGUUUAUUCUGAAAAGGAAAUGUCUUCUCUCUCCCUGCUGUGCAUCUCAUCUAUCUUUAGACAUUCCUGCGAUCAUGGCAGGAGGAAAUGCUUUAUUUUCAGUUCCUAAAGGGCAGAACUUUCCAUGAGGGCUACCUUCUUGUUUUAGAACUGUGAUUCUACUGUAUUCUUACCUCUUACAUUUACAUUUAGUCAUUUAGCAGACGCUCUUAUCCAGAGCGACUUACAGUAAAUACAGGGACAUUCCCCCCGAGGCAUGACCGGGAAUCGAACUGGCAAACCUUCAGAUUACUAGCACGAUUCCCUAACCGCUCAACCACCUGACUCCCUCUUAAAGCCACUAAGCCACUACACUGCUUACUGUUUUACUUGUCUAUGUAUGGUGUACAGCCUUGUUAUAAAAUGUUUAGGUAUAAUUAAGAGCACUUGUAUGGUAUAAGUAAACAAAAUGGCAAAUUCCGUAAGGGAACUCAAAAGUUUGAUGUUGUUAGGUUAUUACGUGUUUAAAGAUGUUUAAAUGCUGUGUGUGAGACGCUCGCUGGUCCAAGGCAGAAGAUGAACAAGGGGAUGACUUACUGCCUGCUUAUCCAUCUGUCACCAAAAUUGAAAUAAAGAUGUUGCACUUUUUUCUUUC